Aspergillus novofumigatus IBT 16806 is the source of this 1809-nucleotide messenger RNA. Its product is annotated as proteasome regulatory particle base subunit RPT5. NCBI's taxonomy places the organism in Eukaryota, Fungi, Ascomycota, Eurotiomycetes, Eurotiales, Aspergillaceae. Gene Ontology annotation, cellular component: proteasome regulatory particle, base subcomplex. Gene Ontology annotation, biological process: proteasome-mediated ubiquitin-dependent protein catabolic process. Gene Ontology annotation, molecular function: ATP hydrolysis activity; proteasome-activating activity; ATP binding. The transcript has 3 exons. The coding region runs from base 111 to 1505 and encodes 464 amino acids. The record is from RefSeq and is a predicted model, not a curated record.
CUUCUAUCUCAAUCUCCCCUCCUUUUUCUUUUUCCCGAUUACUCACCCUCAAUACGCUUUUACUUCGCAAAUCCAAUCGGACCCCAUACUCGCACAUCACCCCUGUUACCAUGUCGACUCUUGAAGAUCUGGAGGAUCUCGAACGCGAGGAGAGAGACAAGAAGAAGGACCAGGGCGAGGGUGACGGCCAGCAGCCUGGAGGGGAUGGAGAUGCUGAAAUGAAAGAUGCCGAUGUGAAGAAGAAGGAGGAGGAAGAUGAUUUACUGGAUGAGGAGAUUCUCAACUCGAGCACAGCAGACAUUGUCAAGCGGCGACGGAUGUUGGAGAAUGAGCUCCGCAUAAUGAAGAGCGAGUACCAACGAUUGACACACGAACAGAAUACUAUGCGGGAGAAGGUGAGGGACAACCAGGAGAAAAUUGAGAACAACAGGCAACUACCAUACCUCGUCGGAAAUGUCGUCGAGCUUCUGGACCUGGAUGUUGAGGCAGAGGCCGCCGAAGAAGGAGCCAACAUCGAUCUUGACGCUACCCGAGUAGGCAAGUCCGCUGUCAUCAAAACAUCGACCAGACAGACUAUCUACCUUCCUCUCAUCGGUCUGGUAGACCACGAAAAACUGAAGCCCGGUGAUCUGAUCGGUGUCAACAAGGAUUCAUACCUGAUUUUGGAUACACUACCCGCCGAGUAUGAUAAUCGUGUGAAGGCCAUGGAAGUCGACGAGAAGCCGACAGAGAAGUACACGGACAUUGGUGGUUUGGACAAGCAGAUUGAAGAGAUCGUGGAAGCCAUUGUAUGGCCGAUGAAGGAGGCAGAACGGUUCACGAAGAUUGGUAUCAAGGCACCAAAGGGUGCUCUGAUGUACGGUCCUCCUGGUACCGGUAAAACCCUUCUUGCGCGAGCCUGCGCCGCAGAGACAAACGCUACGUUCCUCAAGCUUGCUGGACCUCAGCUGGUGCAGAUGUUCAUCGGUGACGGUGCCAAGCUGGUCCGGGACUGCUUCGCUCUUGCCAAAGAGAAGGCGCCUUCGAUCAUUUUCAUUGACGAACUCGACGCCGUGGGUACCAAGCGUUUCGACUCCGAGAAGUCCGGUGACCGUGAGGUGCAACGGACCAUGUUGGAGCUUCUGAACCAGCUUGAUGGAUUUGCUUCGGAUGAUCGUAUCAAGGUCCUGGCCGCGACAAACCGUAUCGACGUCCUCGAUCCCGCUCUGCUCCGUUCCGGUCGAUUGGACCGCAAGAUCGAAUUCCCUCUACCCAACGAGGAGGCACGGGCAAACAUCCUGCAGAUCCACUCCCGCAAGAUGGCCGUGGAUGAUGGCGUCAACUGGGCCGAAUUGGCUCGAAGUACCGAUGAGUUCGGCGGUGCGCAGCUGAAGGCCGUCUGUGUGGAAGCCGGUAUGAUUGCUCUCCGGAAAGGCAUGAGCAAGGUCGGACACGAGAACUACGUGGAUGCUAUCGCCGAGGUGCAAGCCAAGAAGAAGGAUACAAACAUGGGUAUCUAUGUCUAGGGAUAUUACAUAAUCAACGUUGUUUCUCUUGUCUACAUCCCUCUUCCCCUACUCUGUCUGAUAGUCUUAAGUCGGUCAGAGCCUGUCAUAAAUAUGCAUGCGACCAUGCUCGUUUCUUAUUAUUUUGCGGUGUCUCCUAUCCACGCCUGUCCUGGCAUCUGUUUGGCAGAUAGAUGAACAGCCAUAAUGGUAUGAAUACCUCUUAUGGCCCUGGAGUGAAUAUCUAGCCAUAUACCUAGUGUGCAGCAUGUAGCAUCGACGAAUAUAUCUUUCGGAUCUCAUUAUCUGAUUGCAUUAAGCGAAU